This is a messenger RNA of Cylicocyclus nassatus, 524 nucleotides long. The record is from the annotation of a GenBank genome assembly. Lineage: Eukaryota; Metazoa; Nematoda; Chromadorea; Rhabditida; Strongylidae.
CAUGCAUGUCUAAUAUUAAUGCUUGAAUGCGGUCAAAUUUUGAAUACAACUGUCACUGUGGUCUCAUCCUUGCCAUGCACUAUCCGUCCUUGACAGUGCUACUUUUGUUAGCUGCAUAUAGAGCAACGGCUUACUUCGAAAGUUCUGACGAGGAUGUCGUACCAUGGGAGCUGCAAGUAUGCAGUCAAAUGUACACAAAUAUCAACCAAGCCAACUCGCAAUGUGUGAACGCGUGCAUGGCUAAAAGGCAAUGCAGAGCUGGCUACUGUAAAAUAAAGGAUGGAUUGACGCGCUGCAAAUGCGGUCUGUGUCCUAUGUGGAACUAUCGUUCCUUUAAAACUCAAACUACCGUCCCAUGGACUAUACGAACAACGCUACUUCUUCUUCUCCUCUUUCCUACGUUCUCGAAAGAAGCUACGGCGAUAGCCAAGUUACAACCUCCUAGAGGCAUUCUUAUUAUCCACAACUUUCCUUUUAACAUCUCUUGGUUGGCAAGGAGUGGUCAGAAUAAAAGCAGAAAAUAA